AUGGGUUUUUUCGAUAAUAUUAAAGAGGGCUUUGACGACUUUGUUUUCUCCCUCACUACAAAUGAUCGUUACGCCAGUUCUCGUACUCCUUACAACGCCAACAAUCUCAACUCCAACUCCAACUCCUAUCGUCGUGCCAACACUUUUAGCACUGACAAUAUUAAUGACGGCCAAGCAAAUCAAGGCGGAUACCGUCCAGGAAUGAGAUCUCGUUCCACUAACGAUGGAAUUGCCAUGCGUGAUUAUGGCAGUGCUGUCCCUAUGGCGGAACUUUGGGAGCGUUUGGAAACAAAACUUCUUGACGAAUUUCCUGACCUUGUUGACUUCCUUAACGAGCCAGCCACUGCUGCUGAUUUGAACGAGUUGGAAAACGAUAUUAAUGUCUCUUUGCCUAUCGACGUCCGUGAAAGUUGGCAAAUUCAUGAUGGUCAAGAACGUGGCGGGAAACCAAGUGGGGUGAUUAUGGGUAUAACGAUAUUAGAUGUCGAAUCAAUUGCUGAAGAAUAUACUGUGUGGCAAACUGCGGCUCGUAGAAUUCAACAAGAGCGCAAGAUCUAUUUGGAUAAAUUGAAUGCCUACAAACAACAUAUGGCCCAAUUAAAUUCUGCUUCUGGAUCCAGUGCCGAUGGUUCAAAACCAAAAUUAUCACACAAGAAGAUACAACCUCCAGUCCCACGUAUUGAUUUUAUGGCCCAUCAAAGAUCAUUCCCAGAAGGUACAAUUCAGCCGGUUUAUGUGCACUCGGGAUGGGUACCACUUGUCAAAGAUUUUUCCGGAAACAAUAUAGCCAUCGACUUGGCUCCUGGUCCAAAGGGUAAAUGGGGUCAAGUUAUUUGUUUUGGUAAUGAUUUCGAUACCAAGUUUGUCAUUGCGAACUCAUGGUCGGAAUUUAUGGAAAAUGUCGUUAAGGAUUUUGAGGCUGGUAACUUUUAUGUCGAUAAUGAUUAUGAUGAGUUGUCGUAUUCUGAAAACGGUAUCGUCUUGAAUUAUUUGGAUGUUCUUAAAAAGAGACACUUACCUCCAGUUAAUAGACACAGAACGUUACCUCCUCACAUGGCUCAGCAGGCAGCCCGUCAUAAUCGUGCCGCUACCAAUAGACCUGACCGUGUAUUCUCUUCAUCAUCAUCCCAAUUCCCUGCCACUAAAAUUGGCGGAGCCGACGAUGCAGAAACAAAUGACGCUUCUUCAUCAUCUGCAAAGGUUGAAAUGCCAAAGGAGACCCUUAUAGUACCUGAAAAGACAGAGCCUAUUAAGACCGAGACAGAAAGAGUCGCAGAUAAUGCCGAAUUAAAAUUCUCUGAUAAUGAAUCAGUUAUCACUAAUGAAGAAGACGAUGAAGAUAAAGACGACGAUUACACUGAAACUAAACCAUUGAAAGAACCAAAAAUUGUCGAUGUGGAUUUCAUAUAA
Messenger RNA from Saccharomycopsis crataegensis, 1410 nucleotides. RefSeq names its product SMI1/KNR4 family protein. The transcript has a single exon. Bases 1 to 1410 code for a protein of 469 amino acids. NCBI's taxonomy places the organism in Eukaryota, Fungi, Ascomycota, Saccharomycetes, Ascoideales, Saccharomycopsidaceae. Gene Ontology annotation, cellular component: mating projection tip. Gene Ontology annotation, biological process: fungal-type cell wall beta-glucan biosynthetic process; cell wall biogenesis. The record is from RefSeq and is a predicted model, not a curated record.